Messenger RNA from Schistocerca serialis cubense, 648 nucleotides. RefSeq lists its product as uncharacterized. The record is from RefSeq and is a predicted model, not a curated record. The coding region runs from base 1 to 648 and encodes 215 amino acids. Lineage: Eukaryota; Metazoa; Arthropoda; Insecta; Orthoptera; Acrididae. The transcript has a single exon.
AUGAGGACUGUGGAGGGUGGGGAGAAAUGUCUAGCAGGCAAGGCGGGUGGGGGAACCUGGUGGGACUGUACAGCAGGUGGGUCGGGGCAGGCAGCCCAGUGGGGCUGCGGGUGGCCAGCAAGGGCGGGUGGCCAGCAAGGGCGGGUGGCCAGCAAGGGCGGGUGGCCAGCAAGGGCGGGUGGCCAGCAAGGGCGGGUGGCCAGCAAGGGCGGGUGGCCAGCAAGGGCGGGUGGCCAGCAAGGGCGGGUGGCCAGCAAGGGCAGAACUGGAAAGGGCGCGUGUGCAGCAAGGGAGGAACUGGAAAGGGCGCGUGUGCAGCAAGGGAGGAACUGGAAAGGGCGCGUGUGCAGCAAGGGAGGAACUGGAAAGGGCGCGUGUGCAGCAAGGGAGGAACUGGAAAGGGCACGUGGGCAGCAAGGGAGGCACUGGAAAGGGCGCGUGGGCAGCAAGGGAGGCACUGGAAAGGGCGCGUGGGCAGCAAGGGAGGAACUGGAAAGGGCACGUGGGCAGCAAGGGAGGAACUGGAAAGGGCGCGUGGGCAGCAAGGGAGGAACUGGAAAGGACAGGUGGGCAGCAAGGCUGGAACUAAAAAGGAUGGGUGGGCAACAAGGCUGGAACUGGAAAGGACGGGCACGCAACCAUGUAUGA